GAAAUGGGGAAACAGGGCGUUUGGACAGGAGCCCAACUUUUCUGUCGGCCUGGGUGGACAGCGCCUAAAAGCCUCAGGCAGAUGAGUUUCCCACCGUGAUAGGCGUUCUUCACCUUGUCACUGUCUUCCUGUUGUAACUGGUUUGGGAGUUCCACGGUUUCGAAGUCCUUAACUCUACUAGCCUAGUAUGAUUUUCUACUACUCACUACUACCAACCUUUUGCUUUCAUUUUAUUGUCAUUCACCACCCCCCACCUCUCCCACUUUCUACUGACUGUACUGGCCCGGCCUGAAAAGCCGACAGGACAGAUGCAUCCUGGGAAAAGUGGGAGGGCCUUCCAGGAGAGGCUGGGUUCCUGGGUUCUCUUUGGGAACCAAGAUCGAGGUGUUUGGCAGGGGGAUCAUUUCGGAAACAACUUUGCUUUCUCCCCCUUGGCUUGUUGCAAGUGCAUGUUGGCGAGGCGGGAAUCCCCCAAAGAGGCCUUGUGGUUUCCUGUAGCAGUGACUGUUGGAAUCGAAGCCUCUUAAAAUGGCAGAUGACUUGGACUUCGAGACAGGAGAUGCAGGGGCCUCAGCCACCUUCCCAAUGCAGUGCUCAGCAUUACGUAAGAAUGGCUUUGUGGUGCUCAAAGGCCGGCCAUGUAAGAUCGUCGAGAUGUCUACUUCGAAGACUGGCAAGCACGGCCACGCCAAGGUUAGAAUUUCACCUCCGCAUCUUGCCUUCCCCAUGCCUCCAGUAUCUUUGGCGCUCCCAGCAGCAAGCUGCCAACAGUGCUGACUUUCCUUUAACUCUGCUUUUACUGUCUGAUUGUUUUUGUUUAGCGCUCAGCCUUCAUACCCAUUCAGACAACUACACCUGCUCCCCAGUCUUCAGCCUCUUCUGUGGUUACCCUUCUGUCCCCGCAUCAUUCUCUGGCAGUCCCUCCGUUUCUCCAGCUUUGUGCCAAUCUCUUCAAUUCAUAGGCCUUUAUGCUCUAGCUAUUCAGUUGCUCCUUCCUUAUUCUUGGUUUUCACUUUUUCUUUCUUCCCUUGAGCCGUUGUUAAGUGGUUGCUUCCAUCACGUUGCCCAGGGUUUCUCCAAUUCUACGCCUUCCCCUGGAGGGACUCCUGCGUCAAUUCUGAGCUUUCAGGUCACCUUGCUGCUUCGUUCCCCAGUUCUAGCUUUCCCUUUGGAACUCUGACGCAGGAUCAAACUGCCCCUACCUGCCCCAUCCCACUCUCCUUGGGUUCCUUGAGCCUCCAUGCUUUCAUGGGUUUUAACAUUCUUGCUAGCACUUCCCUCAUCACCUCAGACUUUUCCUGUCUCUUUAGAAUUUCAACCUGAUUCGUUCUUGUUGAAUUUCUUGUGGUGUUUUUCCUUAAUCAGUUUUUCCAUCUUUUGACUUGACAUUGAUCUUGGAUUAUUCUCUAGUGUCUGGAUCCCUCUCUGUGCUCUUCUGGCUUCCUUAUUUUCUAGCUACAUAGUUAUUUCUGAUCUCCCUGCAAGUCCUUUUCUUCAGCUCUUUCACAUUUCUUAGUUUCUUAUCCUUUCCCUUCUACCUUCCUUAUUCCCCAGUUUCUCAGCUCCUUCUCCUGGUGUCCGGAAAACUCUUCGAAACUUUUACUCAGACUCCUCCCACUCCCCUAGACUCUUAGCAUCUUAUCUUUUAUCAAGGUAACUGUCUUCUCCAAGCCUGCCAUGCAGUUUUCUAUUGUGCUGUCAACCCCAAUCUCAACGGUGGUUUUUUAGCCUCUGUUUUUUUUCUUUAAGAGGCUUUACUGUUUCUUGAGUUGACUGGUUCAAUUCCAACACUCCAGUCUUUGCCCCAACAAUGUAAUUCUGACUUCCCUCAUCAGGCAAGGUCAAUUUGAGCCUUUAUUUCCUCCGUUUUAGAGUUUGGUUGGGUUUCUCUUUGUGAUGCAUAC
Homo sapiens (human) is the source of this 1904-nucleotide messenger RNA. It is a transcript of the gene EIF5A, whose product is annotated as eukaryotic translation initiation factor 5A. Lineage: Eukaryota; Metazoa; Chordata; Mammalia; Primates; Hominidae. Gene Ontology annotation, cellular component: cytoplasm; endoplasmic reticulum membrane; nucleus. Gene Ontology annotation, molecular function: RNA binding; translation elongation factor activity; ribosome binding. Gene Ontology annotation, biological process: translational elongation. The record is from RefSeq and is a predicted model, not a curated record. The coding region runs from base 536 to 1180 and encodes 214 amino acids. The transcript is spliced from 2 exons.